GGAUCAUUCCCCCAUGCAGAGUGAACGAGCUCUCUGGUGCAUUUACAACAACAAAGGAGUGUCAAAGUUUUGAAGACCCUCACAGCUAGCUGGCUUUAUAAUAUUGUAUCAUAUUGAUGCAGACUCCAAAUAUAUGUUCGAUUGUCAAACUACCGAACAAGUCUGGUCAAUGCAGGGAAUGAUGAGAUUGGGAAGGAUUGGUCUGCACAGUUGGAAUUGAUGGCCAUUGUAGGCGCGUGACUCAAAGAUGAUCCGGAUUGCAGCACUAAAUGCAGCCUCAGCCGCAGCGGAUGAGUCUGAAGACCCUCUGAAAACUAAAAAGAGUCGAACUAAGGAGGCUCAGGAAGCAGAGGCAUUUGCUUUGUAUCAUAAAGCAUUAGAUCUUCAAAAGCAUGACAAGUUUGAGGAGUCUGCCAAGGCUUAUCAUGAACUCCUCAAAACCCCAUUGCUCAAAGAGGCAAUGCCCUCGGACGACCAAAAGGUGGGUCUUAAGCAUCCAGGGCUGAUGCUGAAAUACUCUACCUUCAAAAACCUGGCUAGUUUGGCUGCGCUGCGGGAUGAUUUGGAGACAGCCAUGGAAUUUUACUUGGAGGCUGUGAUGCUGGAUUCCACAGAUGUGAACAUGUGGUACAAGAUUGGUCAGGUGGCUGUGCGACUGCUGCGCAUUCCUUUGGCGCGGCAUGCCUUUGAGGAGGGUCUGCAAUGUAACCCAGACCACUGGCCCUGUCUGGAUAACCUCAUAACUGUUCUCUACACACUCAGUGACUACAGCUGCUGUUUGUAUUUCAUCUGCAAAGCCCUGGAAAAGGAUCAUUGUUACACCAAAGGGCUGGUGUUGAAGGAGAAGAUCUUUGAAGAACAGCCUUGUCUGAAGAGGGACUCCAUGCAAAUGUUCCUGAAGUGUGACAUGUCCAUUCACUAUGUGGAGGUGGAUGAGGAGGAGACCCAGGCCAUUGUGGAGGAGGCGAUGGAUCUGCGACGGCGCAGGCAGGCUCUCUCUGCCCGGGAACCCAAACCAGACCUGGUCCUAAUCCAACCCAUCCGCUGUUUCUCGUGGAAGAAUGUUGGAGAGAGCCUCCUUGCCAUGUACAGACAUCAGACCACCUGCGAGCCGCCACGCCCAAGCCUGGGCCGCAGAAUUGACCUGUCCCAGUACCGCGACCCCAACUGCCUCCGGGCCUUGCCUCCUGAGCCCUGCCCUCCUGUCAGUGACAUUCAGACCAUCCCCAGCAGCAGCCCCAGCUCCUCCCUGCCUCCACUUCCUGUCCCUGAGCCAUCAGCACUGUCCCAGCCCAGCCCUCUGGUUCAGAUCACACAGAGCCAGACGGUAGAGGUCACUACAACUACAGCCCCCUCUGUUGCUAUGGAAACCUCCUUCACUGUGAAGGAGAAGGAGAAGAAGGCCCCUAAGAGGAGACGCACAAUGGAGGACAGCGGAGACACUGCCAAGCGCCGCUCAGCUCGGGUCAGAAACACCAAGUGCAAGAAGGAGGAGAAGAUCGACUUCCAGGAGCUGCUUUUCAAAUACCUACCAUCCAGACUAAAGAAGUUUGACCUUGAGGAUGAUGACGAGAGCCUGAGUAACCUGGAAGCUCAGUGUGAAGUUAAUGAGGACUCCCAGCUGGACUAUGUCAACAUCGACAGGCUUUUAGACUCUAUUGACUACAUGGAAUCAGAACAAGAGGAUGUCCACAACUUCCUGCUCAAUAAUAUGAGCAAUGGUGGGAUAUUAGAGUUGAUGAUGUGCUAUCUGAAAGCGGUGGGUCAGAAUUUCAUGGUGGAGUGGCCUCGGGGGCUGACUGCAGUGGUGCUGGAGGUGUAUCACAGCUGGAGGAAGCACAGUAGCGGCCUGCCCAACCCUCUGCUCCGCGACUGCAGUAAUCAACACAUACGGGAAAUGUUUCUGAUGAGCCUAUCAUGUAUGGAGCUUCAGUUGGAGCAAUGGUCUCACAGCAAAGGCAAAAAUGGGUCGCCGAGAAAGUGCAGUGGGGGCCAGAGCAGUGUUGUGUGUGAAGCAGAGUUCCCAGGGCAGCACUUUGAGGGGGACCUGUUACAGCUGGCCUUGGGAUCAUCACAGCGGUACUUGUUUGAGGACAACUGGAGGGCCGUGGUGGUACGUGUUUACUGGCUCAAGGCACGCUUCUUGGCCCUGCAGGGAGACAUGGACCAGGCCCUGGAGAGCUAUGAUGUGUGUACAGACAUGCUGCAGAGUCGUGCACGGACCACAGAUGACAAGUACACCAUCUACCUGCCCAACCUGCGUGUGGAUGCAGCCAUCUCAGUGGAGGAGAUUGAUAAGAAGCUGAAGUCUCUGGAGCGUUGUCAGUCCCUGGAGGAGAUCCAGCGUCUGUUUGAGUCUGGGGACUAUGAGUCUGUGGUGCGGCUGCUGCAGCCCACCCUCAGCUAUGGCUCUGGGCGGGUCAAGCCUCUGGAGUUUGUCAGCUCUGUUCCUGAGAGGCCUGCCCAGCUGCUUCUGCUGCAGAACUCCCUGUUGAAGCAGAAGGACUACCGUCAGUGUCUGGAGUGCACCGAGGUGGCCCUGAAUGAAGCCCUGCAGCAGCUCAAUGCUGUCCCAGCCAGCUCUCACUCGGCCAAAGAGGAAUGGGUCUCCACCAUCACAACGCUGCUGGGAGGCAUCGAGGUCUGCUUCACAGAGGACCUUCAACUCCUGAGCAACGUCAACCGCUACACCAGCAUGGCCCGGCUGGCCAACAACCUCAUCCAGCUGAUUGACUGCAUCAUGGUGAUCCCAGAUGAUCCCAAGGAGCCUAAUUUCUCCUCGGUCCUGCCCUGGAUUCUCCUGUACCACAUCAUCAAGCACGAGGAGGCUGCUUUCAACUGCCUGCUUCGCCAGCACAUAUCAGUAGGGGACGAUGAAGAAGACUCUAACACCCCCAUGCUGCCCUCCUCCCUGAUGCUGCUCAACACGGCGCAUGAGUAUCUGGGCCGCCGCUCCUGGUGCUGCAAAUCAGACGGCGCUCUGCUUAAGUUCUAUGUUUGUGUUCUGGAGAAAGAGCUGGCUGCCUCUGAAGCGGAGGCCACCCAUCCCUACAAAGAGGAGUUGGAGAUGGCCUUGGAGCAGUGCUUCUACUGCCUCUACGCCUACCCCAGCAAGAAGAGCAAGGCCCGCUACCUAGAGGAGCACUCUGCUCAACAGGUGGAACUCCUGUGGAGCAGCGCCCUCUUCAUGUUCCAGUACUUCAAGCCCAAGACUCUGCCUGAGUUUGACAGCUACAAGACGAGCACGGUGUCUGCUGACCUUGCCAACCUGCUGAAGAGGAUCUCUGGCAUUGUGCCCCGAAGUGACACUCCCAUCCUCACCAUGGACGAGGUGUCAGCCUACAUCGAGGGCACGGCUGGGAAGGAGCCAGUACCUUGCCUUCCUGAGGGGGGCGCUCCAGCACCCCCUGUGGUCAAUGAGAUCUUCUACCUCCUGGCUGACUACCACUUCAAGAACAAGGAGCAGUCCAAGGCCAUCAAGUUCUAUAUGCAUGACAUCUGUGUUUGUCCAAACAGGUUUGACUCCUGGGCUGGCAUGGCACUGGCGAGGGCCAGCCGCAUCCAGGACAAGCUCAACUCCAACGAGCUGAAGAGCGAUGGCCCCAUUUGGAAGCACUCCCUGGCUGUGCUCAACUGCUUUAAGAGGGCCCUGGAGAUCAACAGCUCCAACCUGGCUCUGUGGAUCGAGUACGGCACCAUGUCCUAUGCCCUGCACUCCUUCGCCUCGCGUCAAGUCAAACAGUGGAGGAGCGAGCUGCCCCCUGAGGUUGUCAAACAGAUGGAGGAGAGGAGAGAUACAAUGCUGGAGACGUCGUCCCAGUGUUUCCAAGGGGCGUCUCGGUGUGAGGGGGAUAGUGAUGAGGAAGAGUGGCUUAUCCAUUACAUGCUGGGGAAGAUAGCUGAGAAACGAAAGCAGCCACCCCGGGAAUACGUCCAGCUCUACAAACAGGCAGCACAUUAUCUGCAUGAGGAGGCUGCCAGAUACCCUCGGAAAAUACACUACCACAAUCCCCCUGACUUGGCUAUGGAGGCCCUGGAGCUGUACUUCCGUCUGAGUGCCACCAUCCUAAAGUUGUUGGAGGCUGAGGAACCGGACCUGGAGCAUGAGAUCUUCUUCAACAUCCUGGCUGAGGCAGCCACCGGACCCUUCGCCAGGGGGGAAGAGAAGAGCAUGCCCAGGUCCCACGAAAAGGAGAAGCCCCUCUUCAUGAUGGACGAGGACUCCCACUGCUCUGUGUCGUCUGUGUGCGCUGCGGCGGAUGUUCAUGGGGCCUCCCUCCCCUCCAACGCUGCAGGUCUGACAUCCCCACCUUACACGGCCACUCCGGUUGACCACGAUUACGUCAAACGUAAAACCCUCAGGAGGCAGCAGCAGACGUGGCAGCAGCAGCAUGAGGAGGAGCAGCAGGCUGAUGGUACAGUCCCAGUCCUAGACGCUGCCUCUGGGCCUCUGGGCCCUUCCUUCACUGGCCUGGCCACCCCAGAACUUGACCAUGAUUACUGCCUGCCCAGGUCUCCAAUGUGGCUGGCAUCCCUGAAUGAGCGCAGUCAGGACAGUGUGGUGGUGAUGCUGUCUGACUCCAACUCCACCCAGGAUGCCUUCACAGACCCCGCCAGCUCCCAGGACAGUAGCCAUGUUAAGCUGCAGUCUCAGUCUGGGAAGGGCAGUACGUCUUCCUCUGAGAACACCACCCCCAUCAAGGAGGGCCAGCCUACAGUUGAAGACACAGGCUCACAUGGGGGAGGAAGCAACGAGGGCGGGACUGUAAUCUUGCUGGAGGACAAAGAACAAGUCCAAGAAGUAGAAGACACCAUGUCAGUGACAGUACCUGAGGCUGAUGCCCGAAAGACGACCAUAGAUCCCUGCCCUCAUGCACUGCCUGUUCCAUCCACCCCACCAAAGGCCUCGUCCACUCCCCAGGUCACCCCCCAAACCCCCACUCCUCAGGCCACCCCCCCAGACUCCUGCCAGCGAUGGGAAGAGCCGACACCAGAGGUGGCCGAGCCCCCUCCAGAGGUUGUGGAGGUGCCCAAGGCCCUCCCUGCUGAGCGGACAGAGCAGCGCCACAUGCUGGUGGAGAUGUGUGUCCGUGCUCUCUUCCUCUGCCUGAGCCGCUUCCCUCAGCACUACAAGAGCCUCUAUCGCCUGGCCUUCUUCUACACCAACAGCAAGACCCAACAGAAUCUGCGGUGGGCACGAGAUGUGUUGCUAGGAAGCAGUGUCCCAUGGCAACAGCUGAAGCACAUGCCAGCACAAGGACUUUUCUGCGAGAGGAACAAGACAAACCUGUUCAAUGGCAUCUGGCGUAUUCCAGUGGAUGAGAUUGAUCGGCCCGGCAGUUUUGCAUCUCAUAUGAACAGAUCCAUCGUUCUCUUGCUGGAGGUGCUGUCUCAGCUGAAGGACCACGACACACUGCUCAAAGUCUCUUUCAUGCUCCAGAGAACCCCUGACCAGGGAAAGAAGUAUUUGCGGGAUGUGGAUCGUCAGGUUUUGGCCCAGAGAGCAUUUUUCCUAGCUGUAAAAGUCCUGGAGGACAAUCUGAACAAACUCACAGGGGUGUCGGCACAGCCUUCCAUGGAUGAGAUGACGACCACGGACACGUCCAACAGGCCCAGCGCAGAGGACCGCAGUCAAGCACUGCCUAAGAAGCCGGGGCUCACUGAGGGGACCCAGGUCAAUGCCCCAGGUCCUGACUCUGGGCUGCAGGAGACCCCUCAGGCACAGCCAGCCCUGCUCACCGCAGACGGAGACAGGGGGGAUCAGCAGCAGGAAACUCCAUGUGGGAAGGUGGAGUCUGCUGCAGGGGAGGGGGCCAGAGCAGGGCCAGAGGAGCCUAUGGAGCUGGACACUGGCCACUGGGGGCGUCCCUCCAAGACCACAGACUCUCAGGGCAUCCAACCAGACACUGAGCCCCCCAGAACUGUGUUGGAGCCUGGGGAGAAAGUGACUGUGAGCAGCCGGGCACCAGAGCUUUCUUUGGAAGACCUGAGCAUCAGCUCCAGACAGCAGCAGCUCCAGGGCCCGGUAGUUAAGGGCCCAGUGUCAGCCAGUGGAGCAGAGCUGGGACAAGCCCAGGGGCCGCUACGCAGGCCCAGCAGGAAGAGGAAGCUCCUGGAUGACGUAGAGUCAGGCAAAACUCUUCUGAUGGAUGCCUACCGGGCGUGGCAGCAGGGCCAGAAGGUCGUGACCUACAACCUGGGGCGCAUUGAGAAAAUCAUGUCAGAGACAUACAUGCACAUUAAGCAGGUGGACGAGGAUGUGGCGCUGGACCAAGCAGUGAAGUUCUGCCAGAUACAGAUGGCCACGUCAGCACAACGACAGUCUGCCAGUGAUGCCCCGACAACACCUAAGUACUCCAAGGAGCACCGCGACAUCUUCUUCCCUGCCUCUCUGCCCACCCCGGUCCUGCUCAGUCACGCUGCCUGCCACCCCCUGUCUGUCCAGGAUAGCCAAGCCAAACUCCAGUACGAGCCCCUUGGCAAGGUGCCCAGACCUCCAGCCAGCGGCUCCCACGAGCACUGUCAGCCCCAGCACAGGAGAGCCCCCCUGCCUAUCCACCCUGCUUCAACUAUGGCCUUCCACCCCCAAACAGAGGAACGUGAGGAGCCCCCAGAGGGACUGUCCUACAGACAGCAGGAGUCUCAUCUUUGCCAACAAAUGAAGUUGGCCACUGUGUCCCCAGGGCAGGAGGCUGCAGGCUGGUACCAUGACGAGCCCGCUUCCUGUAGUGCCACACAACCCUGCUCAGACCAGCAGCUGUAUGGCAGCAGUGAGCAGUCCAAGAUUUCGGACCCUAGUCGUAUCCGCUCACGCAUCCCCCCCAACAUGCCAAAGCUCUUCAUCCCCUCCACUGUCACCAAGUUCCCCCCUGAGAUCACCGUCACCCCGCCUACUCCCACCCUGCUCUCCCCCAAAGGAAGUAUCUCAGAGGAAACCAAGCAGAGACUCAAGAACGUGAUCCUGUCCUCCCAGUCGGCGGCCACAGUGAAGAAGGAGACGCUGAGCCAGCCGGCCCUGGAGGUGCAGGAGACCUCUAGCCAGGAGUCCUCUCUGGAGAGUGAAUCAGACGAUGGGGAUGAGGAGGAUGAUUACAUGGACAUCUGAGCCACUGCUACAAGACUGAACAAACCCUGGCCAUUCCUUCGAGCUAGACCUGACUACCAUCAAACCCCUCCACUUCCUCCCUUGUCUUGAAACGAUGGAAUGGUACAUGUCACUGCAGCUAGUGUCUCUGUGUUGGUGCAGUUGGUCUAUCUUGUAAUUUCAAGCUGUCUUAAUGGAAAAAAGCUCUUGAAGUGAAAAUGUGCAAAUGCGCAAUGUUCUGCUCUUGACACUGGAUGACUGGGGAUGUUUUUCGUUUAACAGCAAUUUUGCAAAGUGCCAUUUACACUUAUCACACCUGUCAGCUAACCAAGCUCUCCAUGGUCUUUCACAUGAAAAGGUGUAGAAUGAUGAUCUACGCUUACUGUAAGUUAAGUGGUCAGAAUUGGUGGUGGAUUGUUGCUAUGCAGACACAUUCUUAGCAUGCAAUGCAGACACAUUCUUAGCAUGCAAUGCAGUUGGCAUCCUUGGCUGUGAUUUAUACAUCUUGCACAGGUAAUGGGGCCUAACUAGAAUUUGGCCUGCUUUUACUGUAUGUUUCAACUGCAGCUAAGUCCUUGUUGUUGGGAUGCAACAUCCCACACAGGUCCUUCAACAUGAUGAAAUGUGCCAUGGCAACAUAUCACAGGUGCCAGCCAACUUCUAUCCAUACACAUUGAUAUAAGAAUCUGAACGGCAAGAAAUCCACAUUUGUAUGUGACCUGCAUUUUCAUGGACACUAAGAUUUACUGAGGACUGCAAACCAGAGUUUUAUAUAGGGCUCCUAAAGCAAUGUUGAGGACCCUACUUCUCCAAAGCCUAAUAACCUGUAGCAGAUUGGAUAUGUUUACACUUCCCAGUGGGAUGUCUUUGAUUUGUCUCUUGUUCAUGUUCUAUUUUUGUACUCAACUGUCUUAUAUCAAGUCUUGUUUGAUUUUGUCCUUUUGUUUCUCUGUGGAUUUGUAGCUUGGAGGACCCUUCUUUACCAGGAAGAGGUCCUGUCACCAGCAUUGCUGAGAAUAAUAGACAAAGUGAUGUUUUGGAUUAGUCUGAAUUAGCUUUUGUAAAUAUCACACUUAAAACAUAUUCUCAAAUGAAGCAACUCUUACGUGGUCCGGGUGUUUAUUUAGCGUUGGGGUCAAGUGUGAAUGUUCCUAAUUCAGCGGAAAUGCCUUGGUAAAUAUGUUUAAAUUCUAUGUCAACUCAGAGGACGACAAUAGAAUGUUUUUUUUUUUUACAGAUUGUUUCUAUAAAAAGGAUAUUUACCAUAUGUUUCUUGUAAAUUGUCUUUAGAAGACUUUUUAAAAGGAAGAAAUUAUCAACAAAUAAUUGUAAAGGACAUCACCCGAACAAGUCUUGCUUGACUACCUACCUGUAAAUGGAUGUUUGUAUUUUUUGGUGUAAAAUACUGUUUUGUAUUUCUGCUGCUGAGCUUCUUAUGGGAAUGUAUAAUGGCUGAGAGGUUUUUCUUCCUUAAACCUUGGCACAGGCUGGGGAGUUGUUGUUCUUUACAUAUUAACUUGCCACAUUAAAGAUGUCACAAACCAAAAAUAUACGUGAUACGCUCUUA
Molecule: messenger RNA, 8651 nt
Organism: Salmo salar (Atlantic salmon)
Lineage: Eukaryota; Metazoa; Chordata; Actinopteri; Salmoniformes; Salmonidae
Source: RefSeq, a predicted model, not a curated record